This is a messenger RNA of Pungitius pungitius (ninespine stickleback), 4342 nucleotides long. It is a transcript of the gene veph1, whose product is annotated as ventricular zone expressed PH domain-containing 1. Lineage: Eukaryota; Metazoa; Chordata; Actinopteri; Perciformes; Gasterosteidae. Gene Ontology annotation, biological process: regulation of signal transduction. Gene Ontology annotation, molecular function: phosphatidylinositol-5-phosphate binding. The transcript is spliced from 16 exons. Gene Ontology annotation, cellular component: plasma membrane. Bases 514 to 2982 code for a protein of 822 amino acids. The record is from RefSeq and is a predicted model, not a curated record.
AUGGCGCGCUUCUCCAGAAGUGGACGACUGGCACGGAUGAAAGGUCUGCUCCGAGGGAGAACUUGACGCGCAGCAGGGGGAAUUUGUGCUGCUAUGUGCCGCUUCGUUCGAACCGAGGCUCGGACUCACUGAACGCGGCUCUGCGUCCACAACAAUCGGCGCGUCCAUCGUCCUGCGCGGGGCGGGGCUCUGCUGUAGAACGCGCACUCCAGAUAACGCCUUGUCUCCAUGGUAACAGACCUCGGGCAGACACAGGAAAACAUCGGGUCCAACUUACCCGACACUGGACUGUACUGAAGAACACACUAACAUGUCUGGAAAACUCUUUUUGGAUGGUUUGUACUCUUUGGGGAUGACAUACAAAGAAACUUUCUAUUCUCUCUAAAUGGUUAUUUAUUCAAAAGUUUGCUCUCCUUGAUCAUCAUGUCAGGGAUUUAUUGGCCAAUCAAGCUUCUUAAACUGGGCAUCACCAGUCCCGUGCUGGCCUGAAAGCGGUCCCAAACCAGCACCAGAAUGCACCAGCUGUUCGGCCAGGUGCUUGGCCAGAGGGAUCUGUCCAGAGCAGGGGACCUGUUUUCUCUGGAGGACACAGAGAUCGAAGCCUGUCUGUCUCAGGCCCUGGACCAGAUCAAGGCCAUCUCCUGCUCACAGGACUAUUUGACCAACGACAAUGACCAGGCAGUGGUGGAGAUUUGCAUAACGCGCAUCACCACGGCCAUUAGGGAGACGGGCUCCAUCGAGCGGCACAGCACGGCGCUGGUGGGGCUGUGGGAGUCGUGUCUUGAGCACAACCUCACGCCGCAAGGUGACAACACAGAGGACACGCCGCAUACCAAGAUAGCCUCGGACAUCACCAGCUGUAUCCUGCAGAACUACAGUUGUCCCUCGGUCAUGGUGCUGGCCGUCCCCGUGGCGGUUCGAUUCCUGCAGAGCGGGAACAGGGAGCUGAGCAGGAACAUGUCCAGCUAUCUCUCCCUGGCCGCUAUCGCCAAGGCUGAUCUGCUGGCUGAACACACGAAGGCCAUAACGCUAAGUGUGCUCGGAGGUAACCACAUGCUGUUAAGAGUGUUGCCCUCGGUCUACCCCAGACAACCAGACACCAUCCACUGUCAGCUAGGCAACCUCACUGCGAUGAUGUCACAGCUGGAGUCCCCGGAGCAACAACACCUAAUCCGACUUAUUCAAAUCGUUGCCGAGCAACAUCCACUGAUGUUGAGCCCCCAAGUGCCCGCACUAGUCAGUUACCUAGGAGACCAAUCCCUAACUGAGGCCCUACUUGGCUCGCUGGUGGACGUGUCACAGGCCAGCCCUUCUUCGCUGGUCAGCUUUCUGCCAACGCUGAGGAUUCUGGGACAACAAUGCCCCGCUCUCUUGGGUAAAGUGGCCAAAAUCCAUGGUGCCGUGGGUAUCAUCAGUGAGACUCAUGCUCUCGGCGCCAUGGUCUACCUGGUGUCCUGUCUGGGCAGCAUGGAGCACAGCUUUCACCACACGCUGCUGCUGGAGACCAGGGCUCUCACCGACCGCUACCCGUCUUUACUGGGGGGCUGCGGCAAAGACAUCUACCGCAUGAGCAACUCGUUCAGCGCGAUAUCCCGAAUGCUAGGGCAACGGCUGGAGGAGAGCACGGCCACGCGCGGCAGGGGGAGUGAGGCGUGCCCGGCGUCUCCUCGUGCAUCUCUUACGGGGGGAGGGUUGGGGUCAGAGCAGCGGCUGCAGGUGAAGAUCCAGGCCUUUGAGGAGAAAAUGGGCGAGGAGAGGAGAGAAGAGGACGAGCUGGAGGAGGACUUUCCCGCCCCCCAACGGCGCCACAGCCUGAGCCAAGCCGUCAGGGAGGAGAGACGAGAAAUGAGAUUCAACAGGUCAAAGAGCCUGGCCCUCCACGCCGCGCGCUCGCGCUCCAUCAACUCGGACGCGGGGGACGACGGUGACGCCUCGGAGCCGAGCCCCGACAGCAACUGCUCCAACGCGUCGGCCCAGUCGCAGAACCGGGGAGCAGCACCUGUAGAGAGGAGGCUGCAGGGCGACGGCUCGAUGCCCGUCACAGCGGUCACAGAGGCUGAGGAAGGUCAAAGCAGGGAGGAGGAGGAGGAGGAGGAGGAUCACGAAGACGCUGACAGACUCUUCAUCCAUUUAAGAGACAAUAUAGAGACGGUCAGAGCGUUCUGUCGGGACACGGCGCAGCAGAUCCCCGUGCCAGAGCAGUGUGCAAUAGAAGAUUCAAAUCGAGGAUGCGUGGCCAAGCUGUCGUUCUCCUGUCCCCUCAAGGGCCACUACUGUCUGUACGCCAAGUCCUGCUUCAACCUGAUCAGCCGGCAGCCUCAACUCUGGAUCCGCAUCAUGCUGCUGCAUCUCCAGAGUAAAUCCAGCGUCGCUUUGUGCUCAAAGGAUGAGUGUGUCCAGAGGCUGGCCACGCUCUGGGAGAAGACUCAGCUCAAAGGAGCUCACAGCUUCCCAGUGGCUAUGACACAGAACACCACCCCGCACAGGAAGGACCUAAACAGUCUCCAGAUUCAGCUGAAGGAGGUGCGUUUUUUUGACCUGUUUGGCUACAGUGAGGAAGAGGAGGGUUGGCUUUGCUUCAUGUGCAACAAUCCCGAGAAGGCCACAGUGGUGAACCAGGAGGGGCAGCCUCUGAUGGAGGGGAAGCUGAAGGAGAAGCAGGUCCGCUGGAAGUUCAUCAAGCGCUGGAAAACCCGUUACUUCACGCUGGCAGGAAACCAGCUCCUCUUCCGCAGAGGCAAAUCAAAAGAUGAGCUGGAUGACAUCCCGAUUGAGCUGAGCAAAGUGCAGAGUGUCAAGGUGGUGGCCAAGAAGCGCCGUGAUCGGGGCCUGCCCCGGGCCUUUGAGAUCUUCACAGACAGUAAGACGUAUGUGCUGAAGGCCCAGGAUGAGAAACAUGCCGAGGAGUGGCUGCAGUGCAUCAACGUGGCCGUGGCUCAGGCCAGAGAGAGGGAGAACAGGGAGGCCACCACCUACCUGUAGAGUACGCUGACGAGGACACGCACCACACGUGUUGGUAAUACAAGCCGUGCAUACAAAUUCAUACCCCUACAGAUAUGCAAACACGGAGUAAGAUUUAGUUUUUGCUGGAGACAAAAACGUCCACUGCCAGUACCACAACGUUCUAUUUGUAAUGGGUGGUGUACUCAAAAUUCAAAACAUAAUGAAAACAUUUUUUCAUGCACUGCUAGAGAAAUAAAGUAUUCAAUUAAAACCAAACUGAAUCAUUCAGCAUCUCUGGAAACUUGGGAUUUGUGAGUUUAAUGGUGCACAAGGAUUGAGAUGCAUUUAGUAGCCAGAAUAGUAUUUAACAAUAAAGACAUCCAGCACAGACCUCAUCAGGACUGUGAGCAAUAAUGAAACUAAACAGUCUCCUUGAAAGCAGGAAUUGUGAGAAAGAGGAGCUGUGUAGUCAGUUCUGUUCUUUCCCAUUAUAUUUUUGACCUUGUAUUUUUAUCUUUUAAUCAUAAAACCUUUUUCUGCAUGACAUUUUCCAACUAAAUAUUUUUUUCCUAUGACAUUGUUUGAUCUAAAAUAUUUUCCAAAACAUUCGACAUAUUUAAUUUUUUACUUUUUAUUCCAUUACGUUUUUUGACAAAAUAUAUUUUCCUUUUUCCUUAAAAGCACUGCAGGGCUUAAGUACAGCCACCCACACACACACACCUAAAGAUGAACGUCCCGGUCUCUUGAUCCUAAAUCAUUGGUCUCAUGGAAAGCAAUUAAUUGGCUGUCAGAUUCUAUCGUGCAGAUAUUCUUCACAACUGCAAUGGAUCAUGUAAACCGGUCUUUUAUCUCACAGCAGGCCUCCCUCAGGGAAGGGUCAAUCUCAGCUUUCUUUGAAUGAAAUACUUUGGGAGGCAGCUGUGUGAAUAAACUGGAUACUGUAUCAUCUUCCCAUCAGUUUUCCUCCUGUUAUUUUCACUACUUUAAUCAAUCUUUAGAGUUGGGAGGAUGGAGACAAUACUCCAAUACCAACCGUCACAAACUAUACGUGAAGAUGCUACAUUUGAUGAAUGUAUAGAAACAUUUAACAUUGUGUAAAGAUUUGUGGGCUUUAAACUGUUGAAUUCCAUUUAAUUGUACAUUUGAUUUUUCAUAAGUUUAAUAUUUAUUUUUUACACAUGCUGUUGGAAAACCUCAAUGUCUAAAAAUGCUACUUUAUCAGUGAAUGUUGCUUUCAGUCUUCCUUCCUUUUUUUUUUACUAUAAUCUAAUACUGCAAAUAAAUGCUGUAUUUGAGUCAGUAACCGGAUAUAAAGUAUUGUAUAUUUGCUUGUUGCACCGUUUGCAUGUCUGACACUGACUUCUUUUUUCCAAUAAAUCUUUUAUAGUUCCUGGGUUUG